AUGGCGCCCACAACGUUGUCGUAUCCUCAUGCGCGUCGAGGGCCCGAUGUGGAAGAUCAUUUCGGCACUCAAGUUGCAGACCCCUAUCGGUGGCUUGAGGACCCUGAGAGUGAGGAAACGAAGGCUUUUGUUGCGUCUGAAAAUGAAAUCUCCGAGAAGUACUUGAACACGCCUGUGCGAGGCCAGAUUUUAAAGGCUCUUAAGAAGUUCCAAGACUACCCCAAGUUUGGGACCCCUUUUAAGAGCGGAGAUUUCUGGUAUAGUUGGAGGAACUCUGGUCUGCAGAAUCAAUCGGUGCUUCACAGACACAAAGACAGACUAGGAGAAGAGAGCGAAGUGUUCCUCGACCCAAAUACCUGGACUGAAGAUGGCACGGCAACUGUGGGCUCAUACAAGUUCACUGAUGACGGAAGUAUGAUGGCAUUUGCUCGUGGAGAUAAGGGGAGUGAUUGGCGCACGAUUUACAUCAUGGAUGUCGCAAGUGGACGCCUCUUAGAUGAUCGUCUGCAUCACGCAAAGUUCACGAGUUUGCAAUGGGUUGGCAACACUCGCCUGUUUUACAACCGUUACGAUGUACCAGAGGGCGCAGACGUGAAUGGGAUGGAGAAUACAAAAAACGAGUUUCAAAAGCUUUAUUGCCACGAAUUGGGAACUCCACAAGCUCAGGAUAUACUGGUGCUGGGAUUCCCGUCUGAACCCAAAUGGAUGGCCAGCGCGACAGUGACAGAUGAUGAAAAAUUCAUUGUCGCAGGCAUUUCACGAAGCUGCGAGCCUACCAACAAACUAUGGAUUGCCGCUCUUCCAUCUAUCGAUGAGCCCACGGAGGCGUACGCACAUUUGAAGUGGGUGAAGAUCGCCGACACCUUUGAAGCCGGCUAUGAAUAUGUGGCCAACGACGGCAAUGUCUUCAUGUUUACUACGAACUGUGAUGCUCCCAAGAACAAAAUAGUUAAAGUGGACAUAACGCAUCCAGGCACACCAAUGGUUGACGUCGUCCCGGAGGCGGACUCCGUGCUUGAAGACGUUCAAGUGAUUGCGGGAGAUAGAAUGGUGCUUCAUUAUACUGAAGAUGUGAAAUCGAGACUCUAUGUGCACCGCCUAGAUGGCGAGCGCAUAGCGUCUAUAGAAAUACCCGUGGGUUCGGUGUUUGAAAUGUCGGGGAAGAGAAAAUUCAAUCACUUCCUCUUCAGCGUAACUAGCUUCGAUACGCCUCGCGUGAUUUACGAAGUGGACGUUGACAGCGGCAGAUACGGCGUCUCUAUCAUGCGACGCACUACAAUAAGUGACCUGCCCCUAGACACCCUCGAAGUCACGCAGGAGUUUUUCACAAGCAAGGAUGGGACGCGGAUUCCUAUGUUUUUGAUGAGACAGAAGAAUCAAAUGAAGAGCGGCCCGCAACCAAUGCUCCUCUACGGAUAUGGCGGGUUUAACAUUUCGCUCACUCCAUACUUCUCUCUUGCAUUCGCCCUCUCUGCUCUCUAUCUGGGCUUGGGUUUGGCGGUCCCAAACAUCAGGGGAGGCGGCGAGUACGGCGUUGGGUGGUACAAAGCGGCGAUUAAAGAAAAGAAGCAAGUUAGCUAUGAUGACUUUCAGAGUGCAGCGGAGUAUUUGUUUAAAAAGGGCUACUCAAGCCCCGAUCAGUUGGCUAUUAUGGGAGGCUCUAACGGAGGAUUGCUUGUAGGAGCCUGCGCUAAUCAGCGCCCAGACCUAUUUAGAGCGGUAGUCGCCAAGGUUGGCGUCAUGGACCUCCUGCGAUUUCACAAGUUCACCAUUGGUCAUGCGUGGGUAAGCGACUACGGAGACCCCGACAAGGAGGAGGACUUUAAGCACAUUUACAAGAUCUCUCCGCUGCAUAACAUCAAGCCUGAAGUUGCACAGAGUGACAAGCAGCCUGCCGUGUUGGUUAUGACAGCAGAUCAUGACGACCGCGUUUCCCCGUUUCACAGCUUGAAGUAUAUAGCAGAGCUUCAACAUGCUGCUGGGUAUUCCUCUCCUGUCUCAAUUCCUCUGAUCGCGCACAUUGACACGAAGGCAGGCCAUGGUGGAGGGAAGCCUUUAAUGAAGGUUCUAGAAGAGCAAGCGGACACUUACGGAUUUAUAGCAUCAGUUCUAGGGCUAAAAUGGAGCUGCCCGGAGACUGACAAGGAGGUGUGA
Molecule: messenger RNA, 2154 nt
Organism: Eimeria necatrix
Lineage: Eukaryota; Apicomplexa; Conoidasida; Eucoccidiorida; Eimeriidae
Product: prolyl endopeptidase, putative
Exons: 16
Coding region: 1-2154 (717 amino acids)
Biological process (GO): proteolysis
Cellular component (GO): cytosol
Molecular function (GO): serine-type endopeptidase activity; oligopeptidase activity
Source: RefSeq, a predicted model, not a curated record